AUCAACAGUCGCUUCAUCGAUCGCCAACCUCCAUGGAGUUAAUGGAGUCGCCACAAGAGUCAGCGUAUGUGUUUGGAUAACUUUGUCGGCGGUCACUGACAGCCAAAGUGAGUGAGCAGGAUGCAGAGCAGUGCCGUUGGGGAUGUCCUGCACUGUGAGGAGCAGCUGAGAUCCACACUCUACUGCGAUGACAAGGACGAUCUUCGGAGGAAGUUGGCCCAGCUCCGGCGGGAGUAUCUCAAGACAGCCCAGAAACUGCAGCGUGCUGAGCGACAGGAAGCGGUGCGGAAACACGUGAGGAACGACGUCACUCCAAAGCAGGACCAGACAGAGCCAGAGGGGACACCUAAGCCUACAUAUGGAGGUCCCGCUGACUCCAGCAGCUUGGUCAGGACUCUGCUUCCGUCCACGCCGGAACCGGACCUGGUCCGCCACAACCCGCCCUGCGUUUCCAGAGCGAGUCCGGCCUUGCGCCUGCGUUCCCGCCGCAGCCGCAUGCGCUGGCAGAGUCACAGUGAGGAAGGAGGAAAGGUCCAAGGCGAUGCGAGGUUUGCAGAUGAAAGCCAAAGUUCGGGAUCGGUAUCGCCCUCUCUGCUGCUCUCGCACUGGAAUGUUCCGGCCCUCGAGGAUGAGAAACAAGAAGGGAAAAAGGAAGCAGAGGUGCCAGACGGAAACAGAACUGAGAAUCACACUGUGGGAGGAGAUGGCGGACACGUCACACUUGAUGAAAAGAGUCAUGAAAAUUUGGAAAAACAGGCUAGCUACUUCAAACCUAGUUUUUGCAGCGUCGAAACAAUAGCAGGAGGGGAAGGAGAUGGGAAGAGACUGUUGGAGUCCUGCACCCUGGUGGAGGGACUACUUUUCCCUGCGGAGUACUACAUCCGCACUACCAGGAGCAUGGCUCUCUCACAGAGCCAGCCGGACCUGCGGGCUGUCAUCCAUACCCAGCUGAACUCGGGGCGACCUCGGCAGAAAAAAGCCAACCCGGUCGCCUCCAGUAAGCGUUCCAGUCCGAUGUCCAUCAGUAAGACCCCCAUCGAAGCCGUUUCGCCCCCUAGAGUCACUUGUCUGAGGAAGGGUCGGAAGAGCCAGAGGGGUCGAGGCAGGGGGAAGCCUCGGGUCCAGAGACCCUCGCCUUCUCCUGGCCCGUCGUCUCUCCAUGAGACAAAUUCUCCAAAAUCCCACUCAUCUCUGGAAGAGGUUGAGCCGCCAUCCGGCGAUCCCAAGGCCACGUCCCCUGACACGCAACCUUCUUCCGGAGCCCAGAAGGUCUUACCAAUCCUUUACAAGAUGGUCAAGUCCACUCCUGUGGCCUCAGGUUCUGAAAAGUGGCGUUCCCUCCUCCUGCCAUCUUCUAAGCCCACCCCCACUCCAUUACUUCCUCCCCUCUCGCAGCUGGCUGGCGACCUGUUGCACCUGGACCUCCAUCAGGACUUCCACUUGCCCGACGACCAGUUCGCCUCCCUGAAGCUCAGCAAACUUCGCCAAGUGGCUGUGGAGUCCAGAGCGGAACCUUUUGCGUCGCUGUGCCACAACACGGGUGGUGUCCUGCGGCAUCCUGGAACUCCAGUGACUACUCUCAGUGUGCCGCUCAGCCUCACACCCAUGGCUGGCAAAUCAUCCAGCCAAUCAAAAGACGAUGACUCCUGGAACAUGCAACUCACUGGAACCUCACAUUUGGACCCUCCCAGCAUAUGUCAGAGCCCAGAGGAACAAGAACUGAAGUGUGGGGACCGCGAUCGGGAGGUUCUUCCCUGCCGUGAUCACCCCCGAGAGGAAGGCCAGGAGGAGAACAGGCUUAAAGACUUUUUUCCCAAAACGGUCAGAAAUGAGCACAGCGUCAACUCUCAGCUGCGACUGAGCCCCCCAGUGGCCUCUGCCCCACUGCACCCGCCCUCAUCUACCUUCCCCUCCAGUCCAGUGCUGCCCUCCCUGGGGUUCACCCCCCUUGCUUCAUUGCCAACUGCCACUGUCGUCCCCUUGCUUAGCCCCUCCACCCGGACCCAGUCCCCCCAACACCUCGCCACUCUCGACACAGCUGCCCCGGCACCUGACGUCCAAAUGCUGACAGCGGUGGAGGAGCACAGAAGCUGCACACUGAAAGCCCCGGCAGGAGGUGUUCUGGUGGACGCAUGCUGCCUGUUGGACUCGGGCAGCCACUUGUGCAUUGCUGCGGCGGGAAAGUGGGCGGUGUGUUUGUGGAGUCGUGCGUCGUCAUUAAGCGAUUGGACCCUACGACACACGUGGCCCUUCACUGAACCGGUGAUCAACAUAUUUUCCAUCCCGGAUGCCGCCGGCCUCAUGUGUGUGACUCUGGGUCAGCUUGAGAUCAUAGAAGUGAGGGUGCUGUCGUGCUGUGGCAGCAAGCCUGGGCUACUGCUUGAUGGUGGUGUCCAGGCGGCUGUGGGCGUCGCACAGUCCAGGGUGGUCACCUCCUCGUACUCUGCGUCUGGCUGCACGCUACAGGUGUUCACACUCUCAAACGAUGGCAGCACUUCCCGCUGUGUCCCUCUUGGCUCGCCCGGUGUUUGCGUUGGAGCGCUGGCUCAAGUGGAUGCACUCCCCGACGCUCUGAUCGGCACAGAUGAGGGAGGACGACUCUUUGUUUGGAAUUUAAAGAGCGGACACUUGCUGCAGAAAAUACAGCUCAGUGACAGUUUGUCAAACACGUCCUGUUUAAGAGGAUUCUCCUGCAGUGGUGUGUUGUUAGUCCUCCUGCAGCACUUGUCUCUGGGCUGCCACCAGGACGAGAAAAACAAGAGCAAGGAUGAAACGUUCUUCAAUCAAGAAGAAAAGGAGAAGAAGUCGGUGCUCUUCUCCUUGGUUGCGUUGAAUCCUCUCACUGGUAAAAGCGUCCUGGCAGCGCGUCUGGACCCGCCCACGUCCUGGUCGGGAAGGCUGUGCGAGGCUGACGCCAGCAGCGCUGCGGUGGCGGGCCUGAGUCAGAGCGGCUGCGUGUGCAUGUGGCAGCUGAGGCGGCGGUCAUGUGACGGCGUCAUGGUGGCGGUGGCUGCGGCCCGUGACUGUGAGGGCUGGCAGCUGGCUCGCUGGGCAGAGGGUGGCGCCACACUGGUGAUGGGGCACCAGAAUGGUGACAUCACCUUGCACUUUGACCUUGCUACUCAGGACGAUUUUAUGGGAUUUUAGUCACACUCGCUUGAAGGUUUUUAAAGCGCUAGUUUCACACUUGCACUGUAUUGGACUUUAAAGUUGACUGCUGUACACUUUUAUUGCCAUGCCUCUGACUUCAAUGCUUGGGUUUGGUUAAAAAAAAAAAAAAAUUGUAAU
Phycodurus eques (leafy seadragon) is the source of this 3288-nucleotide messenger RNA. It is a transcript of the gene palb2, whose product is annotated as partner and localizer of BRCA2. Gene Ontology annotation, molecular function: DNA binding; protein binding. The transcript has 14 exons. The coding region runs from base 121 to 3147 and encodes 1008 amino acids. The record is from RefSeq and is a predicted model, not a curated record. Gene Ontology annotation, cellular component: nucleoplasm. Gene Ontology annotation, biological process: double-strand break repair via homologous recombination. Lineage: Eukaryota; Metazoa; Chordata; Actinopteri; Syngnathiformes; Syngnathidae.